Messenger RNA from Cygnus olor (mute swan), 4152 nucleotides. RefSeq lists its product as uncharacterized. The record is from RefSeq and is a predicted model, not a curated record. Gene Ontology annotation, molecular function: actin filament binding. The coding region runs from base 1 to 3336 and encodes 1111 amino acids. Gene Ontology annotation, cellular component: actin cytoskeleton; plasma membrane. Gene Ontology annotation, biological process: actin filament bundle assembly. The transcript is spliced from 2 exons. NCBI's taxonomy places the organism in Eukaryota, Metazoa, Chordata, Aves, Anseriformes, Anatidae.
AUGUUAAAAGAGGUGUGUGCCUCAUGCCUGCAGCCCGUCUACUCCAUGGAGCGCGUGGUCACUGACAAAGUCUGUCUGCACCCCUCAUGCUUCUGCUGCAGGGUCUGCAGGAAGAAGUUGAGCUUGCAAAACUAUGCUGCCCUCCACGGGGUGUUUUACUGCCAAGUCCACUACAAGCAGAUGGCUGGAGCUAAAAACAGAAGCGAGACAAAAAGGCUGGAGCAAGAGCUAGGGGACCAUCAGGUCCAGCGAGCAGCAGUGGUGGGCAGAGAGGCACAGCCCCAGGACUGGUACAACAGGGCCAAAAAUAAGACUGAAGCAAGAAGGAAACCCACAUCCUUCAAUGCACAGGGCAGCUUGCAGCUGGCUGAGCAAAGGCGAGAGCUGAACAGCAGGCCUGUCCUCUUAGGGAACAAACUCAGAACCAGCUGGCCACUUUCAGAAACAGCCCUGUUGGCUGCAGAUGGAAAAGAUGUGAAUCUUUCCUGGAAAAAGCCUGCACUAAGCUUGCAAACCUGCCAGGCUGCGGGCAAUAAAGAGGGCAGGAUGGCGCUCAGUGUUCAGAAGGGAAAAACAGCAGUGGAGGCAGCUGUGAAGAAGGGAAGCUUCUUACCUGGUGUCACCUACCCUGAGAAAAGAGAGCAAGCGUGUUCCUGGCCUAAGCCUAGAGAACAGCGAGAUGGUGAAAAGAAGCUGGCAUUUGGGGAUGGGGACGCACCCGGGGGGAAGCGAGGGGGCAAGGUGUCCCAGCGAGUUGCUGCAUUCCAGCAGGGCAGGGUCCAGCUGCAGAGAGGGUCUGUCUCUGCCUCCCCCCCUGUGCUCCUGGAGCCUGUUAAAUCUGUGACACGUCAGAGCACUAAACCCACCAACUGGAGGUACCUGGGGACCAAAGAGGGCUGCAACCUGCCCACAGCAGAGCUGCCAGUGAAGGAAAAUGAGGCCUGUAGGUCUCUCUCACCACUGAGCAUGUCCAACGAAGGUGGCACAAAGCCUGCAGUGACAGAUGACAAGCUUGAACAGACCACAACCACCCCAGCCACUGCAGGAGGCAAGCAUCAUCUUGGAGAGAGGAUGAACCACCCACAGCCGGUCUGUGUGCCAGGAGAGCUUGAAACCAGAAACAUCACAAAUAUGGAGCCAAAAUACAGAGCUGAGGGGGAUGAUCCCCCUGAACACAAAGCUGAAGACCAAGCUUUCUGCCUCUCUGGUGUGCCAGGGACCCCCAGGGUAGCAUCCAGCUCCCUGGAGCCAGGAGGACUGAGUGCAUCACCUGAGAUAGCUGAGCUGGUGAAUGAGAAAUCCAAGACAAACACUGAUGAGUUUCCUGGGAAACAAACACCAGUAAGUUUGGAGGAAAACAUGCUGCUAUCCAGUGUAAGUCAUUUGCCUGAGGUUGAGAGCAAAGGGGUGGAAUUUGAGAAUACCAAAAAAAUGAAACCAGUAAGUACAUCAGGGUUUCUGGAAGAACCCAGUCCUGAGCACACAUCUCAGGAAAAGACACCAGAAAAGAACAGAGUCCCUUCACCUGGUUUGCUGGAGAAGGCAGAUGACCACGAUAUGCCCCAACUACAAGAAACAGAACCUCAAGCCACGUGUAGCCCACUGAUGGCUAACCCUCAUGGGGAUAUUUUGGCACAUGAUGUAAAAUCACCUGGCAAGGAUUUUCCAGUAUCAGCAGACGUGCCUUUGAAAGGAACUUGCACCACUUGGCCCUCACCUGAUGAGACUGAUAACUCCAAAUCAAAGGAUCCAAGUGAAGUUCUUGGUGGAAACAUCUUUAACAUUUCUGAGCAACCAGUCAAGAAAUUAGACUCUUCCAAACUGAAUGAAUCCUCAGACAAAUAUGGGGGUCAUCCAGAGGGUGAAGAAAAAAUGGAUCUGAAACACCCAGGUGAAAGCACUGCACAUACAUCAAGACCUGGUGACCAAAGCAAAGAGACCAGAAGCAGUCAAGCCAGGACAGAGGUGCUGGGUAAAGGUUUCAGGCUUGGGAAAAACCCCUUCGCUACACUUUUCGGUUCUGAAGACAAAGCCAAUGCUCCCAAGAAGGAAACAAGCCAAAGGAAACCCACUAAGCCCCAAUCAGCCCUUGUCACUUUGUUUGGUUACUCCUCAGAGAAGAAGCAGAGUCAACAAGAAAAUCCUGCAAGAUCCUCAGAACAAACAAAUACUGAAGACAAGCAGGAAGAGCCCCAGGGCCUCUUCAGCUCCUCCAGCCAAGCAAAACAAAAGGCCUCCAUAAAUGAUCAGCUGCCACAGCCAGGGAAGACAGAGGUGAUCCCCAAAGAUAUGCAGGAGAGUUCUGGAGGCUGCUUAGAUACCACUGAGGGCAAGGAGACAAAUAUCUUGUUGUUUCCUCCUGGUACAAACAUUUCAUGUAAUGAUAAACAUGAGAAAACUGAACUUGACAUUUGUGACCAACCAACUUUAGACAUGCAGGUUCAGCAGCAACAGGACAGCUGUUGGCCCUCUCUCGUGCCAGCACAGGAAAAUCAGAAAGAAGAUGCGGCAGACUUGGAAGGUGGAACAAACCCUUUCCAUCCUUCUCCAGAGCUUACGCCUGCAGCUGAUAACAGCAAAAAAGUCAUCAGGGGAGGAAGUCAUUGUGGUGCUCAUCUACUGGAAAGUCAGAACUUACUGAGUUUGGAUAUCCAAAAUACAGUGAUAGAGGAUGGAAUUUUUUCUUCAUCAAGAAAUUCAAGAAAGUUACCCAAGGAAGCUGAGCUACAGUUAGACAACAUGGAUCUUCUGGAAGACAGUAACAUUUUCUUAUCUGUAAAAGGACAAGAUUUUGAGAUAGUGAGUAAGAUUCCAAAUUUAGACUUGCAAAAUUCACAGACAGGAACUUCACCUUGCUUUGAUCCAAAUCCUUCAGAAUUGUGCCAAGAAAUCCUGGCAAAUGCUCCACUAGAACCGUGGGACACCUCCAGCUUCCCAUUUCUUGUUGGACAAAAUGAGAUUGUUACUGGAGACUCCGAAGGGAUUCAGGACUGUGCACUGCUGCAGCACUUUGAUCCACAGUACCAGGCUCCAAAGGCUGCAGAAGAUACAUUUGGAUGGGGUUUUAGUGCUGAAGGUUCAACAAACAAACACCUCUCUAUGCAGGAAGGCAGUUUUCCUCCACUGUACACGGUCACCAGCCAUGCUUCUGAAAAACCUAAUCAAAGCCUCUUUGAUCCCUUUCAUGUUGAUUCAGACCAACUUGGCCAGGAUGUUCCUGCAAAAAUGGACAGGAGCAGAAAAAUGUCAGAAGCUGAAGAAGCUCACGAAAGUCUCUCCUCUGCAGACCCAAAUUGGUUCGGUGGUGACCUUUUAAACCAGGAGUUCUUUAUAUAGUUGGAAAGAGAAAAAGAAAAAAAGAGAAAGAAAACAAGUUUCUGAAAUUAACUGAUACGGGACAAAAUCUGAUUCAUGAAAUCAGCUUAAAAAUCCCCACUUCUCUGGCACUAGGUGAAUUCAGUUGUGCAUAGGAUGAUUUAUUAGCGGCUUAAGGAGCUAAAUUUAAGACCUCUAUCCUGGUCAUAGUGGAUCAGCACUCAGGUCCCAAAAAAGAACACCACAAGAACUGGCUUCACCACAAGGAACCUCCAAAGAGAGGUUAACCUCUCCAGUGGGACCAGCACCCCAUUCCCUGCACUUGGAGGGGGAAUCCUUGACCCCAAGUACACAAGAAAAAUGCAAUGAGCAAAGGCAGAGCUGAGAGGGGCAGGAUAGAUAUUCAGCUCCAAAUUUGGUUUAGAUGUCUGCAAGAGCAAUAUUUCAACAUAAAUCAGAUGUCUAAGCCCACUCAAAGUUAAUGGAGAGUCAGUAAGUACUGGCAACACAGUCCAGGGAGUGAUUCAGCUCGCAAUAAACAACCACAUUCAGAAAGCUAACAGCUCUCUGAACUCCACUGAGCUUAUUGAUUGAUCUCAACUAAUUACAAUACAACCUUAGAUAUCUAUUUCUCAUAAAGACAACAAUAUUUAGACAUCUAGAACUGAUUAUAUGGCUUGUCUAUGCUUAACAAUAGAUAUCUCACUCCCCUCAUUAUAUUUUUCCUUGUUUAGACUGCAAAAUUGCUUCACGUGGGAGGUUACCAUCGUUAUCCUCUUUUUAUAACAAUAAGCAAAGAUAAGUGAAAUGACCUUGCCAAGAUCACCUGGUCAGAAG